AGCAAUACAUUUAUAUAGAGGGACAACGCCUAUGCCUUAUUAUGUAAUGAUUCUAUACUCCCACACACACACACACACCACACACACACAUACACAUGUUUUUUUUGUUUCGUGUGAACAAAAAUGUCAUCGCUUUUAUAGCUUAUUCCUUUUUUGGUAUAUACCGUAUUUUAACCUCUUUUUUUUUCUUGUAUAACUCAAAUAUCAUCUGUUACUUAUGUACGUGCACAUCUUUUGACUUCAUAAUCUAGUUUUUAAGAAACUAAAUGACGAUACAAAAAAAAGGUUUAAAAGCGUUUGCUAAAUCAUUUGCAUGUUCAAAUGUUUGCAUUAAUAUUGAAGAACAUAGUAGCUUUUCAUCGUACAAUGAAGCAAACAAUAACGAACACGAAACAGGCGUACAAGUGGAUCACGAUAGUACCGGUCGUUGGCCAUUACAAAACGUUAAUUCAAAUCCAACAUCCAGCACAAUGGUCACAGCAACAGCAUUAGCUCUACCGUCUGAUUCAUCUCUCGGUCGAAAAGUAUCAAAUGCUUCGACAACUUCAUCAGGUGCCUAUUCAGAAUUAUCUCGUUCAUGCGGCGAAGAAUCGAUGGACGCUAGUCUUUAUUCACAUUUUGUUAUUAAAUGUAAUUUAAAUUCACCAUCAACCACCACAUUUUCAAAAGUACCGCAGGCAGCUACAGUAACAUUUUCACCUCGAGUUAAAGUAACAUCACAUCAACCAGCUAUUCUUGUUCAACAACAAACACCAACGGCUACUAUACGAACAUCAAGAUUUGAUCAAACAUCUGUGUCCAGAUCACCGCCACUAUCCGUGAAGCAGAAUGAUACGUUGCCUCUAAAAGAGUAUGCUCGAAUGAAAACGUCCCCAAAUUUAACAGUAAAAAGCUAUGAGUUUUCAUCAGCUAGCGCACCAGAAUUUUCACUCGAAGGCGAUGGUGAUAAUGAAAAUGAGGAUGAGGAAGAUAAUGACGAUGCUAUUGACGAAGAUCAAAUGAAUAAUAGUAUGGACGAAUAUAAUAAUAAAAUUCCAGCAAGUGCCAGACAAUCAUCACAAUCAAAUCCAUCGCCUCAAGUACGAAAAAAAUCAUUUGAUGGUACAAAUAAACGAUCGCUGCCAAGAAGUAAAAGUGAAGUGAACGCAAUACCACCAUUACUGGCCAAUCAACAAAUUCAAAAUCAACCAAGAACAACGAUUUCAGACAAAAAAACAGCUUUAUGUGUGACUGCUUUAGCACAAACAAUACAUUUUAUAAGAUAG
Messenger RNA from Didymodactylos carnosus, 1265 nucleotides. The record is from the annotation of a GenBank genome assembly. NCBI's taxonomy places the organism in Eukaryota, Metazoa, Rotifera, Eurotatoria, Philodinida, Philodinidae.